AUGAAGCCAUUGCCUCCGGAUGACGCCGGUUCCGGCUCGGAUGAUAAGCCUGAGAGGCGCACUCCUAUCUUCACCGUCUCCGAAGAGGUUCAAGAACACUUUGUGCAUCCAGAUGACAGGCGAUUCUUCGACCGCCACCCGUGGACACGCCGUAUCCCCAUCUUUGGUCCCUCUUGCGAAGGCUAUGGUCCCAAGUGUGUGGCUGGCCUUCGUGUGGUCCACCUGCUUUGCAAGGGUAUUGCCGAUGAUUUGGUACACGGACUUGUCUAUGCUAUGUUGGUGAACCGCUAUCAUGUUGCGGGAGAUAAAUACCAACGCCUGGCGACCUUAUAUAGUCUGGGAUGGUCUGCAAAGCCCUUUACCGCCAUGCUGUGUGACAGCCUUGCCCUCCUCUGCCAUACGAAGAGGUGGUACAUGGCCAUUUCUUGUGUAGUAGGUGCCAUGCGCGUCCUCGCCUUCGCUCUUCUACCCGUGGAAGAAGCCUCGGCUAACACUGCGGCUGUCCUAAUCUUUCUUACUUCCUACUGCAAAGCCAACGUGGACAUCCUCUCAAAUGGGUUCUACAGUCGUCUCAUGAUCAAAUAUCCACAUCAGGGUCCUGCGCUGGUUAGCUGGGCUUGGUGGUUUCUUUUAUUAGGCGGUAUUAUAUCAUCUGCCUUAACAGGCCCUCUUGCGGAUGCGGGAAUUCCCCAAGUUGGGCUUUGUAUCUCCAUGGUUCUGCAGCUUAUCACGUGCGUUGUUUUCAUUUUCAAUUUGUACGGUGAGAAGACUAACCGAGAAGAGCGCACCGAGGACCUGAUGAACAUGCAUCUGAGAAGUCUCAAGGACAAGGAGCCGUUUGUUCCGGACACCACAAACGACGGAGACGUGAAGAUGAACCGCAGUGGCAAUGAGAUGGUCCUACACGAGUCCCUCCAGGGUAUCAUAGAGGAGGAAAUGGAGGGGCCACCAACAUAUGAGCCUGUGGUCAGUUGCUGUGGCAUUUUCGAGUUUAACAAGGACGUCUUCAUGGAAAACUGGAGGAUGUUCCUGCACGGUGUCAUUAUGACAUGCUCAGUGGUGGCCAUGAUCGUCUGCAACAUCUUCGCUGACAAGUUGGGCCUUCUUAUGGUUUGCAUCGGUGUAUCGGUUGUGCGUUGCGGGGCAUCCUUCUGGGCCCUGCCGAUGGCCAUUGCCAAGGUUAACAUAUUCGGGUAUCUUCAAACGCUAACUUUCAUUCGUUUGCCGGGUGCAUUAAAUACGUUUUAA
Messenger RNA from Phytomonas sp. EM1, 1248 nucleotides. The record is from the annotation of a GenBank genome assembly. Lineage: Eukaryota; Euglenozoa; Kinetoplastea; Trypanosomatida; Trypanosomatidae.